GGAUGGUUGUGUAACUUGUGUUAUUUAGAAAUUCGAAUUUUGAGAAGGAUAUCCCUUUGCUUUCAACAAAAUCUUAAAAGUAGGUAUGUCAUCUGGAAGAGAUAUCUUUUUGAAAACAUUUGGAAACAAUACAUGGCGAAUGCAACGGUCAAUUCUCAGCUCCUUGUCAAAAAAAAAAAACUAUCUAGCGGGGAAAUAAACCAACAAAAAGAGAAGGAAAAGGGGAAAAUGAGGGCGGGACUGUAAGUGAAGGUAGGGUUAGGGUUUUAAGGGGGUUGAGACGGAGGAGGAACAAGAGGGCAGAAUGGGGAUUUUACAUGCGUGUUUUAAUUAAUCAAUUAAAAAGGGCAGAAGGAAAGAGAGGGUGGGGCCUGUAGGAAAGCAUAAAAUGGGAGUAUCGGUACAACUUUGGUGAACUAGAAGAAAGAAUGAGCAAGAGACCUCCGCCUGAUCCCGUGGCGGUGCUGAGGGGUCACCGCGCUUCUGUCACCGACGUCUGCUUUCAUCCCUCCAAUUCUAUACUUUUCACAGGGUAUAUAUAUUCUAUACUUUUCACAGGUUCUUCAGAUGGGGAGUUGCGGAUAUGGGAUACAGUACAGCACCGGACAGUAUCAUCCGCCUGGGUGCACAGCGCGGCACACGGCGUUGUCUGUGUUGCCGCUAGUCCUUUAAUUGGAGACAACAAACUUGUCAGCCAGGGUAGGGAUGGAACCGUUAAGUACUGGGAUAUCGAGGAGGGAGGUCUGUCAAGCUUGAUUUUCAAUUUUGACAACAGGUCUCCUUCUCUUACAAUCAAAACAAAUGCUUACCACUUUUGCAAGCUUUCCUUAAUGAAGAAGCCUUGUGCCUGUGCAAGGCAAGCUGAAGGGCCUAAGCAUUAUCAUGAUAUGGAUGUCAAGGACACAGUUGAUGCUGAAAUGCUGAAUGAUAGCAGUGGAAAGGCUCAAGAAAGUCUGACAGAGUGUUCUGAUGCUGCACAUGCUGAAGGGCCAAAAUAUGUUGCAAUAGCGGGGGAACAGUCUUCUGAGGUUGAGAUUUGGGAUCUCAAUACUGCAGAAAGGAUUGCACAAUUACCUCAAAAGUGCCUUGGUGGAUCCUCAAAUUAUUGUACAAAAUCAAGAGGAAUGUGCAUGGCUGUUCAGGCAUUUUUACCAUCUGAAUCACAGGGUUUCCUAAACAUCUUGAGUGGUUAUGAGGAUGGAACCAUGGUUUGGUGGGAUAUAAGGAAUCCAGGGAUUCCUAUAACUUCUGUAAAGUUUCAUUUGGAGCCAAUUUUAAGCAUAUGCCUUGACGGGUCAUGCAGUGGGGGAAUCUCUGGAGCUGCAGAUAACAAAAUUGUGAUAUUUGGUCUAGAUAAUCCGAUGGGUUCGUGUGUAGUCAAGAAAGAAAUUAGUUUGGAGCGGCCUGGCAUAUCAGGCACCUCAGUUCGAUCGGAUGGCAAAAUUGCUGCAACUGCUGGCUGGGACCAUAGAAUAAGGAUAUUUAAUUAUCGUAAAGGAAGCGCUUUGGCAAUAUUAAAGUAUCAUCGUGCCACGUGCAAUGCUGUCUCAUUCUCACCUGAUUGCAAGCUAAUGGCCUCCUCCUCAGAAGACUCCACAGUUGCGCUGUGGGAACUUUACCCUCCCUAAUACAGAACUUAAAUUAUAUAGACUGCAAUGCACCAAGCUGGGAUUGCGAGAUUCGUGGUCAAUGGCAUGGUCCAGAUGCUUUGUUUCUCUUAUUUUCAUCACUUAAUUUCUGUUUUGUUUUAUACUCAUGUAAUAGUAGAUUUUGGGUCUCAUGUUGAGGUGUUGUACAUACAGUAUAGAGGGUUACUUACAUUGAUCAUAUUUAUUUCGGUUUUUCUUCUAGGCUGGAAAUAUACAAAGGGGACUUGAUGUAUAAAAAGAAAGUGGGAGACUGGAAAAUUUUGCUGUGUUUUACACGGCGCUCUAAAUCAGUUAGGUUGGUUUGCAUAAA
Messenger RNA from Vitis vinifera (wine grape), 1959 nucleotides. Its product is annotated as protein DECREASED SIZE EXCLUSION LIMIT 1. The transcript has 13 exons. The coding region runs from base 429 to 1628 and encodes 399 amino acids. Gene Ontology annotation, molecular function: protein binding. NCBI's taxonomy places the organism in Eukaryota, Viridiplantae, Streptophyta, Magnoliopsida, Vitales, Vitaceae. The record is from RefSeq and is a predicted model, not a curated record.